Molecule: messenger RNA, 1450 nt
Organism: Tarenaya hassleriana
Lineage: Eukaryota; Viridiplantae; Streptophyta; Magnoliopsida; Brassicales; Cleomaceae
Product: mannose-6-phosphate isomerase 2
Exons: 5
Coding region: 107-1426 (439 amino acids)
Biological process (GO): carbohydrate metabolic process; GDP-mannose biosynthetic process
Cellular component (GO): cytosol
Molecular function (GO): zinc ion binding; mannose-6-phosphate isomerase activity
Source: RefSeq, a predicted model, not a curated record
CUCUCCAACUGUGAAUAUAUACAAGCACAUAUACGCGUAUAUAUACACGCACGGUCAUAUACGCGGCAUAACCGUCAAUCAAAAUCUUCUCUUUGAUCAACAUUAGAUGGGCGAGAACGGGAUUCACACGAACGGCGGAGAUCUCGCCGGCGGGAUUCUACGGCUGAGAUGCGCCGUGAAGAACUACGAGUGGGGCAAAGUCGGGUCGGAUUCUCUGGUCGCGGGUCUCCAUGAGGCGAAUUCCGGGUCACGAGUUGAUCCGGCAGUUCCUUACGCCGAGUUGUGGAUGGGCACGCUCGAGUCGGGACCGAGUCACGUUGUGCCGUCGGCGGAGAACGGGUCCGGGUCAGUGACCUUGAAAUCGUGGAUUUCGGAGAACCCGAAUGUGCUUGGCCGUACAGUUUUGGAGAAGUGGGGAUGCGAUCUCCCCUUCUUGUUCAAGGUGCUGUCAGUGGAGAAGGCGCUGUCAAUACAGGCGCAUCCCGACAAGGACUUGGCAGUGGCAUUGCACAGAGAACAGCCUCUUCUCUACGGAGACGACAACCACAAGCCCGAGAUGGCUCUUGCCUUGUCUCCUUUCGAAGCCCUCUGCGGCUUCGUCUCUCUUCAGGAGCUCAAGGAGGUUCUUGAAAGUGUGCCAGAAAUUACAGAGCUCGUAGGAAACCAAGUUGCAGACAAGAUCCUCCAAGUGGAUGAAGGAGACGGGGAUGAGAGAGCAAAACCACUUGUUCGACUAAUCUUCACUCAACUCAUGUCUGCUGGCUCUGAUGCAACUAAAGAUGCCGUUUCAAAGCUGACGAAUCGUCUGAGGUCCAAGGGCACGGACGGUGAACUGUUGUCGGAAAAAGAUGGACUGGCUGUAAGAUUGGGGAGGCAGUAUCCAGGAGACAUUGGGGUGAUGUCUUCGUUGUUCCUCAACUACGUGAAGCUGAAACCGGGCGAGGCUUUGUAUUUGGGUGCGAACGAGCCUCAUGCCUACAUUUCCGGUGAAUGUAUCGAGUGUAUGGCUUCUUCCGACAACGUCGUCAGAGCCGGUCUCACCCCUAAGUUCCGCGAUGUCCGUACCCUCUGCUCCAUGCUCACUUACAAUCUGGGUUACCCGGAAAUACUGAAAGGAUUUCCAUUGAGUCCAUACAUCACGAGAUAUCUUCCUCCGUUCGAUGAAUUCGAAGUGGACCGUUGUGACCUUCCCUCCGGGGAAUCAACAGUGUUUCCGGCUGUACCGGGGCCUUCGGUUUUCUUGGUCAUUGAAGGGAAAGGGAAAUUGCAAACCGGUUCAUCUCAAUUCCCGGUUAACCGGGGUGAUGUUCUUUUUGCUCCUUCCCAUACCGAGAUUCAAGUGACAGGAGAUAAUAAUGAAGUGAAACUUUAUAGAGCUGGCAUCAGCAGCAGAUUCUUCCAAAGAAAGAUAGACGAAGAAGAUUAGCAUAUCCCAUUAUAAACCUUUCAC